This is a messenger RNA of Leptinotarsa decemlineata (Colorado potato beetle), 705 nucleotides long. RefSeq names its product Iron-sulfur cluster assembly 1 homolog MagR (gene MagR). Gene Ontology annotation, biological process: iron-sulfur cluster assembly. The record is from RefSeq and is a predicted model, not a curated record. Gene Ontology annotation, molecular function: 2 iron, 2 sulfur cluster binding. Gene Ontology annotation, cellular component: mitochondrion; cytoplasm. Lineage: Eukaryota; Metazoa; Arthropoda; Insecta; Coleoptera; Chrysomelidae.
AUUACAAAUAUUGUUUUAUCCGAAGUUUGAAAUAUAAAACCAAAGUUAGUUUCUAGUUGAACGUUGUCUGACAUACGAAUUACUUCAGUUUACGCAAUAAAUUUCAAAGGAAUUCGCCUCUUUGCACACCCCUGGUACAAAUUGUCUUUUUUGUUUUUAUUGAACACACUGUCAUUUGACAUUUGAAAAUUAGAUUAUUUCUAAAUUUGAAGUUUGGAUUUGAUUGCUUCUUGAUUCUCUGAAUUGAUUUUUAAAUAUUUUAGUAAAUAUGGCAACUAAAAGUGUAGCCACAGCUACAGUAAGGGCUGUCCAACGAAAGCUGUUACCUUCGAGGGCAGCUUUAGUUUUGACACCUGCUGCCACUAAGAGAAUAAAAGACAUUUUGAAAGAUAAAAAUCAAUACGUAGGGCUCAAAAUUGGGGUUCGUCAAAGAGGAUGUAAUGGCUUAUCUUAUACCCUUGACUAUGCUGAAAAGAAAGAUAAAAUGGAUGAAGAAGUUGUUCAAGACGGAGUAAGAGUUUUCAUUGAUAAAAAGGCUCAAUUAACAUUAUUAGGAACAGAAAUGGAUUAUGUUGAGAACAAGCUCAGUUCUGAGUUUGUAUUCAAUAAUCCCAAUAUAAAAGGAACUUGUGGAUGUGGAGAAUCUUUCAGUGUAUGAAGAAAUUGAAUAGUUUUGAAUUGAAUUGUAUCAUGUUGAUUCCAAAA